Molecule: messenger RNA, 1001 nt
Organism: Esox lucius (northern pike)
Lineage: Eukaryota; Metazoa; Chordata; Actinopteri; Esociformes; Esocidae
Gene: cdip1
Product: cell death-inducing p53 target 1
Exons: 6
Coding region: 265-876 (203 amino acids)
Biological process (GO): tumor necrosis factor-mediated signaling pathway; intrinsic apoptotic signaling pathway in response to DNA damage by p53 class mediator
Molecular function (GO): zinc ion binding
Source: RefSeq, a predicted model, not a curated record
CUAGCGAACGUUUGCUAUCUGGCUGCCGUCCAUUCACUGACUUUCUGUGCUUGGGAUAUCGUUAGCUGUCUUCAUAAGCUACCUAAUUCCUCUUGUAUGUGGGACUGGGAGAGACAAGAACGCAUCAGGCAUUUGGACCAGACAAAAGAGCAGGCUCUAAAGUUGGAACCUCCCCACUGUCAUCAGCAGAGUGGCUGAGUGAGUCCAAGGCCAGCGGUGAGUGGUGCUGCUAUCCCAGACCUCCUGUCCAGAGAUCUAACCAGCAUGUCCAGUGACCCCCCUCCUCCCUACCCUGGAGGCCCCACCGCCCCACCACUUAUCGAGGAGAAGAAUGGACAGCCAGUGGUUCCGGGGCCGGCGGCCCCUGUAACCACUGGGCCCCCUCAAGGGUACCCCCUCCCUCCAGACUAUGGCCCCCCACCGUAUGAGGCGACGCAGCCAGGCUUCCUGCCCCCACACGUCCCAGGAGAUUUACCCAUGCCGCAUGGUGGUUUCUACCCUCCGCCUGGUCACUUUGCCCAUGCCAUGCCGGGCCAGUUUGGUCCGGGGCCGAGUCAGUUUGGGCCCGUUGGGGGUCACACUGCUCACACGGUGCUGGCACCACCAGGGACAGCUACCACGGUGACCGUGUUGCAGGGGGAGAUGUUCCAGUCGACGCCCGUACAGACCGUGUGUCCCCACUGCCAGCUGCCCAUCGUCACUCGCAUCAACCACGACGUGGGCCUCAUGAACACACUCUUCUGCCUUUUCUGCUUCUUUGUCGGAUGUGAUCUGGGUUGCUGCUUGAUUCCCUGUCUGAUUGAUGACCUCAAGGAUGUGACGCACACCUGCCCAAACUGCAAGGGCUACAUCUACACAUACAAGCGUAUCUGCUAACCACCGACAAACACGUGUGUGUGUGUGUAUAUAUAUAUAUAAUAUAUAUAUAUAUAUACACACAUAUUAUGCACACAACUCACAGCUCCUUUUGGUGGUAGUUGCAGCCUAUGUUCUUUUCCAAU